AUGUGGAUGGUUGUUCAAUCAUUGAAAGAUAAUUCUAUUAAAUAUGUGCCUAAAACAUGGUACAAUAAAAAAAAACAAAUGUGUGCAUGGCCAAUUGCAAAAAAUUAUUCAAAAAGAUUAAUUGAGAAAAUGACACCUCUACAUUUAUUUGAAUAUUAUUGGUUACCAGUAAAGAAAAUAGGACGAUUGUAUGGAAGUUUAGAAGAAGCUCGCACGAAGAUGUAUUAUGCUAGAAUUCUAACAACUUUAUCGGUAAACCGUGAACAUACAAGUACCGAUAUAACAUUGAAAACAUCAGAAAAUAAAAUAAUAAAAAGCCCUCCUACUGUAAAAUCUAGAAUUGUAGAAGAACCUCGUUCUAAGAUGAAUUCUAAUAUUCUAUCAAAUUUAUCAGUAAACCGUGAACAUAUAAGUACCAACGCAACAAGAAAAACAAUAGAAAAGAAAAUUACACAAACAACUCCUAUUAUAAAAUCAAGUAUACCAAAACAGCAUCAACGAAUUGAACACGAUAAUAAGUGUACAUCUACUGUCACACGUGUUAAAGACAAAAAAAAGGAUGAUUGUGGUAUGCCAAAACAGGACCAACAAAUUGAACACAAUAAUAAUUCCACAUCUACUACCAUGAUACGUACUAAAGAUAAUAAUAAAGAUAAUUCCGAUUUUCAAAAUCAGGUUCUUAGUUUAUUAACCAAAAUGAAUGAAGAGAUAACAAAUUUGAAAUCAUCAUUCAAUAUGCAACAAGAUACAAUCAACAGAUUGGAUACAUUUCUUAAGAAUACAAUUGGCUCUCAGAAUUCCAAUAAAUCAUCAAUAACAUUCAAUAUGACAUGUUCCCAUUAA
Macrosiphum euphorbiae (potato aphid) is the source of this 843-nucleotide messenger RNA. The record is from the annotation of a GenBank genome assembly. Lineage: Eukaryota; Metazoa; Arthropoda; Insecta; Hemiptera; Aphididae.